Arabidopsis lyrata subsp. lyrata is the source of this 2275-nucleotide messenger RNA. Its product is annotated as sulfate transporter 1.1. Gene Ontology annotation, cellular component: membrane. The coding region runs from base 46 to 1989 and encodes 647 amino acids. Lineage: Eukaryota; Viridiplantae; Streptophyta; Magnoliopsida; Brassicales; Brassicaceae. Gene Ontology annotation, biological process: transmembrane transport. The record is from RefSeq and is a predicted model, not a curated record. The transcript is spliced from 12 exons. Gene Ontology annotation, molecular function: secondary active sulfate transmembrane transporter activity.
AAUGUUUAUUGGUAACAAUUGCAGGAAAUUAAAAUUUCAACAAUCAUGUCCGGGACUUAUCCGGACGGAGGAGGGUCCGGUGCAAGAAACCCAGCAGAAGUUCGUCAGCGAGUGCUAGCUCCUCCGAAAGCGGGUUUGCUAAAGGACAUCAAGUCGGUGGUUGAAGAAACUUUCUUCCAUGAUGCACCCCUUAGGGAUUUCAAGGGCCAAACCCCAGCUAAGAAAGCGUUACUCGGGAUCCAGGCUGUCUUCCCGAUCAUUGGUUGGGCCAGAGAGUACAAUCUUCGCAAACUUCGAGGCGAUGUAAUUGCCGGUCUCACCAUUGCUAGUCUUUGUAUCCCUCAGGAUAUCGGAUAUGCAAAGCUCGCGAAUUUGGAUCCAAAAUACGGACUUUACUCGAGUUUCGUGCCACCACUGGUGUACGCGGGCAUGGGGAGUUCUAGAGAUAUUGCGAUAGGACCAGUCGCGGUGGUGUCUCUUCUUUUGGGAACUUUGUGCCAGGCCGUCAUCGACCCAAAGAAAAACCCGGCUGAUUAUCUCCGACUUGCCUUCACUGCCACUUUCUUUGCUGGCAUUUUCCAAGCCGGCCUCGGUUUUCUGCGGUUGGGAUUCUUGAUAGACUUUCUGUCGCAUGCUGCGGUUGUUGGGUUCAUGGGAGGAGCAGCCAUCACAAUCGCUCUCCAACAGCUUAAGGGCUUUCUUGGCAUCAAGACAUUUACCAAGAAAACUGAUAUUAUUUCUGUUAUGAAGUCCGUAUUCAAAAACGCUGAGCAUGGGUGGAAUUGGCAAACUAUAGUCAUUGGCGCCAGUUUCUUGACCUUUCUUCUCGUCACCAAAUUCAUUGGGAAGAGAAACAGGAGACUUUUUUGGGUUCCAGCAAUUGCUCCUCUUAUUUCAGUCAUUAUCUCUACCUUCUUUGUCUUCAUAACUCGUGCUGACAAACAAGGAGUCCAAAUUGUGAAACAUAUAGAUCAAGGAAUCAAUCCGAUAUCCGCUCAUAAGAUUUUCUUCUCCGGAAAAUAUUUGACCGAAGGAAUCCGAAUUGGAGGCAUUGCUGGUAUGGUCGCUUUAACGGAAGCUGUAGCGAUUGCAAGAACAUUUGCAGCAAUGAAAGACUAUCAAAUCGAUGGAAACAAAGAGAUGAUUGCUUUGGGAACUAUGAACGUUGUUGGUUCACUCACUUCUUGUUACAUUGCCACGGGUUCGUUUUCACGAUCUGCCGUGAACUACAUGGCGGGAGUCCAAACCGCGGUUUCAAACAUAGUGAUGGCCAUAGUGGUAGCUCUAACCUUAGAGUUCAUCACACCACUCUUUAAAUACACUCCAAAUGCUAUCCUCGCGGCCAUCAUUAUAUCGGCUGUCCUCGGUCUUAUCGAUAUUGACGCUGCGAUUCUUAUAUGGAGGAUCGAUAAACUCGACUUCUUGGCUUGCAUGGGAGCAUUCUUUGGAGUCAUCUUCAUCUCUGUUGAGAUCGGGCUCUUGAUCGCCGUGGUGAUCUCUUUUGCAAAGAUACUGCUGCAAGUGACGAGACCAAGAACGACGAUUCUAGGGAAGCUGCCAAAUUCGAACGUGUAUCGGAACACUCUACAGUAUCCGGACGCUGCUCAGAUUUCCGGAAUCUUGAUCAUCCGUGUUGACUCCGCCAUCUACUUUUCCAACUCCAACUAUGUCCGAGAAAGGGCGUCAAGAUGGGUGCGAGAGGAGCAAGAAAACGCUAAAGAAGAGGGCAGGCCGGCAAUCAAAUUUGUGAUUAUUGAGAUGUCACCUGUUACCGAUAUCGAUACCAGUGGUAUUCACUCCAUCGAAGAACUUCUCAAGAGCCUCGAGAAGCAAGAGAUUCAGUUGAUUCUAGCAAAUCCUGGACCAGUGGUGAUUGAGAAACUUUAUGCUUCCAAGUUCGUCGAGGAGAUUGGAGAGAAAAAUAUCUUCCUUACUGUUGGCGACGCGGUGGCAGAUUGUGUUCCAAGAUUGGCUGAACAACAAGCUUAAUAGCGUUUAUUCAUAUAUAAACACAUCCAUAUACGUAUGUGUGUAUAUAUGAGGGGAAUUGAUUUAUCAAAUAAAAAACUAUGGUUAUGUUAUUUUUUUGAGAUGACAUGAUAAUAUGUGUAAUAUAUGCAUGGUUGUUUGAGUUUGUUUGGUUCAUACAAUGGUGAAAUUGGGACAAAGUCGAACGUUUGAUUUUUUUAUUUUUAUUUUUUUAAUCUUUCAAAUGUUAUUUCUCUCGUGAUUUGUGUUUUGUUUGAGAUGAUGAAUAAAUUGUACUUUCAACUUA